AAAGCCUCCUCAACCAUAAGGUCUCAACUUCUGUAAUAAAAUGAAUUCUGAUUCGAGCUCUGUCUCCAGCAGAGCGUCAUCUCCGGACAUGGAUGAGAUGUACCUCAGAGACCACCACCACCGCCACCACCACCACCACCAGGAGAGCCGCCUCAACUCGGUCUCAUCCACGCAGGGAGAUAUGGUGCAGAAGAUGCCUGGGGAAAGCCUGUCGCGGGCUGGCGCCAAGGCCGCAGGAGAAAGCAGCAAGUACAAAAUCAAGAAGCAGCUGUCGGAGCAGGAUCUCCAGCAGCUGCGGCUGAAGAUCAACGGACGCGAGCGCAAGAGGAUGCACGACCUGAACCUAGCCAUGGACGGUCUGCGCGAGGUCAUGCCCUACGCGCACGGGCCCUCGGUGCGCAAGCUCUCCAAGAUCGCCACGCUGCUCCUAGCGAGAAACUACAUCCUCAUGCUCACCAGCUCGCUGGAGGAGAUGAAGAGGUUGGUUGGCGAGAUCUACGGGGGACACCACUCGGCUUUCCACUGUGGGACUGUGGGGCAUUCGGCCGGCCACCCGGCGCACGCGGCCAACGCCGUGCACCCGGUGCACCCCAUCCUCGGCGGAGCGCUCUCGUCCGGGAAUGCCUCGUCCCCGCUGUCCGCCGCCUCCCUGCCGGCCAUCGGCACCAUCAGACCUCCGCACUCGCUGCUCAAGGCUCCGUCCACGCCGCCCGCGCUACAGCUGGGCAGCGGCUUCCAGCACUGGGCGGGGUUGCCCUGCCCCUGCACCAUCUGCCAGAUGCCGCCGCCGCCGCACCUGUCCGCUCUCUCCACCGCUAACAUGGCCCGGCUGUCGGCGGAGUCCAAGGACUUGCUCAAGUGAGCCGCGAGCCCGCCCGGCCGGGAGGAGGAAGGAAGAGCUGAGACAGGGGUCGCAGGACUGGGCCGGGAGGGAAGACGGGGAGACUGCUCGGCCUGCGGGAGGGUGGGUGCGCGCGGCCACGAGGCCUUGUCGGCCGCCCUAGACGGCCGGAUUCUACCUUAACGGCCCCGGCGGCGAGAACCAAAACCAAACUUCGUGAGGGGAACCGGAACCCGACGUCGUGUUUUGCAUGCAUGCUUCUUUUCCUCAUGCAGCGCCAGUAUUUCUCACUGCCAUAUGCUCUUGUCAAAACUUCAUUUGUUAUUUAAAGACGGAAUCGGUGGA
Molecule: messenger RNA, 1186 nt
Organism: Meriones unguiculatus (Mongolian gerbil)
Lineage: Eukaryota; Metazoa; Chordata; Mammalia; Rodentia; Muridae
Gene: Olig3
Product: oligodendrocyte transcription factor 3
Exons: 1
Coding region: 41-862 (273 amino acids)
Molecular function (GO): protein dimerization activity
Source: RefSeq, a predicted model, not a curated record